UCCCAGCUGACUUGUAGGAGGAACCUCUGAAUGUGAGAGCGGAAGCAAAUUUACGUAAAACAUGCCAUUUGUAGUUCAAAAUGAAAGUCUUAAAGUUAGGGACGCACACAAUGCAAGAUCCUUUGCACUCCUUUUCCUUUCUUCCUUUGCGCAACUCUAUCGUCUCGGCUGCGUCAGAUAUUCACUCAGCCUAAAGUCAUGCCUCAAGCAUCCCGUGGAAGUGCUCGUCAGCCUGACUCCAGGGAGGCCCAAAAGGCCAUGGACAAGGAGCAGAAAAGGAGCCGAGGAGCUAUGUCAUGCGCCGAAUGUCGAAGACUCAAAUUAAAGUGCGACAAAACUGUUCCGUGCUCUUCGUGCAAACGCAGAGGCUGCUCAGCCAUCUGUCCUAAUGGUUCCCUCACGACUGGUCAGGGAACUCGGUUCGUGCUAGCAGAUACAGAAAAAUUGCACCAGAAGAUCGCACAAAUGAGUGACAGGAUUCGUCAACUUGAGGAUGCACUUUCCAUUUUCCAAACUAGUCCUGGCGAACAGCAUCCUCUUUUGCAUAGAAAUCUUCUUGACAUCAAAUCAAUCAUAGAUUUACACGCUGCUGUGGAUGAGGAAACGGCAAGUAAAUCCAAGCGUGAGGUCGAUGAUGACUCACAAUACAUCGAAUCUUUCGGGACGCUUGCCAUACGGGACGAUGGAGCUGCAACUUUUUAUGGCCCAUCCGCCGGGUCGGAGAGUUUGCUUAUCGGAGAGUCUGCCGUGUCAUCGACACCCGGUUUUACUCAAGGCGACAGGACUCGGACACAGCAUACUGAACAUCUGUCUCCCAGUGUCCAGCAUCUGUCCAAGACUUUCCCUCUGGCUCCAGUGUUUAACGAUGAAGUUGAUCUCAACUACCUCAUUCAAAAUCAUCUACCUCCUUGGCAUCGUGGUCGUCACUUGAGUGAGCUGUAUCUCCAGCAAGCACCAUGGUUCUUUGGAGCGGUGACAAAACGGCAACUGAUGGAGGAGAUCCUCCCUUCAUGGUACGCAGAAGCAUCAGAUCUCAACUAUCUGGGUUCCGUAGCGCCAUCAGUGACCUCGGGGAAUGAUACUUUGAGCAAAGGUCCUCAUGAACUCGCCCUGAUGUUCGUGAUCUUCUGCUUUGGGGCACUGACGGAUUACAGAUUGCCCCCUGCGCCAGACAACGAGGAAGCCGACAUGUAUUUCAAACUUACACGCGCUGCAUUAAACUUGGAGCCCGUACUUGACCGUCCACCAUCAGUAGCAACCAUUCAGACGCUGGCUUUACUUGCCAUCUAUCAGGGCCUUUGCAGUGGAGAAAACAGUAUUGAGAGUACCUGGGGGAUCUUUGGACUUGCAACGAAGUUAGCUCAGAGCAUUGGACUGCACCGUGAUUGCGCCCGUUGGCAGCUGUCUCCACAAGAGGUGCAAAAACGCCGUGCACUAUUCUGGGAGCUAUUUAUCACAGACGGGUGGCAGUCCUUGGCCACAGGUCGUCUUGCUACGUUUUAUCUGCCUUUUGUAGACUGUGAACUGCCUAACGACCCCGAUUCCACGGUGGAUGAAGACGGAAGUGUUCUGCUAAGCUUCCCGGCAUGGAAGGCUCGCUUUGGUUUCCAUUGCAUAUCUGCAGUCAUCCAACAUGCACAAACGGCAAAGGUCCCGAAGUAUUCUGUUGUCAUCGAGCUGGAUCGCAAGAUUCGCGACAUGGAACUUCCAAAAUACGCCCUGCGAUCUUCCAGAGAAGGUGCUGAACUUGGAGAAGCGAUGAAGCAUUACAUGCCCCAUAACUACCGACAUCUUACUCUGCUAUAUAUUCAUCGAUGCUUUUUUGCGGAAGCUGUAUCAAGCAACCCCACAGACCCCAUGAGCAGCCCAUUCGCUCCAUCGUUCCUUGCAGGGUACCGCAGUGCCUGUGAGCUGAUUAGCGGUCUUCGUAAGCAGUUCGAUUUGUUCCCGGCACAGAUCGCCCGUUUUUGGGUUUUAUGGACCCAUGCGUUUUCCUCAUCUGUGUUGCUGUCUUCGGUUGUUACGCAUGCAUCUGGAAGCGGUUCUCGGUCGAAGAUCACCACUGCAGCCUUGACCGAGCUGCGGCGCGCUGUCAGUCUUUUCAAAGAAGCAUCUGUUUUUGGAGGUCGAGCUGGAAAAUUCCUUCCUAUCCUUGAGAGGCUGUUGCAGAAAGCUGAGCAAGCAUACAGUACUGCCACUCCUGCCGUGACUCGACGAGAUAUCUUCUCGAACACCGGUCCAACGAAGUCGAAGGAUGAACUUUCGAUUUUCAGUGGACAAAUCAACAAGAUUUCCACGAAGGCUCCCGUACUACCGUCUUCAGGACGGUCUAGCCAUUCACCUGGAAGCAGCACCAAUUUAAGUCAAACUAGACCCCCGGUACAGGUAGAAGGCACUCCCCCACAGGCAUUCAGCCACAUACAUCCAUCGCUGCGUGAGCAGUGGAGCAGUUUCGAUGGGGAUCUCAAUACUCAGCUUCACAAUGCUCAACGAGAUGCGUAUUACACAGAAGACGAUGAUUUCAUGGUGCCCGCGUCUACUGAAGCAUUAUCUGGAAUGGUCCGUAUGCAUGAGGGCACAUAUCAAGCCCGACCGACCCAACAGCAGCCGCAUCCAGUUACACAGCCGCCACAAGUAUACCAUAACCACUUUUCCGCUUCGCCACAUAGUUUUUCUCAACCGGUCGAGGCACAGAAGUCUUUCCGAGGCGAGAUUCAGCGCCGGGAGCCUGUGUACUCGUCUGACAAUCAAGGGCAACAGUAUCAGCACGAGCCGCAGUAUGUUCAAUCGCCGCCACAAUCUUACCAUCACCAGCCCGACAAUACUCAAUACCAUGCGGACCCUCAUCAGCAACAUCCCGGGCAACAUUACCACGAUCCCCAGCGCCAGCAAUACUACAGCCAGGAACAAUCUGGUCACCAUGAUCCAUACCAGUCAUCAUCAUCCUUUAGCACUGCAGAUCCUUACGCGUCUGAUGACUACAACGCAAGACCCUCCCAAUCAUAUUGGGAAUCUGCACAGCAAUCGUAUCAGGCGCAGGAAAGUACUGCGUAUUAUCGGACCCCGUACUAUGACAAUCAGUACCAAAUGUCUCAACCACCCCAAGCUCCUGCAGAAUAUCCGUCGCUUUCUCAGCAGCACCUGCAAGAGACGUGGCAGUCGUUCAAUGUUUACGUCGGCUCGCCUGGUCGGCCGACGUAGAAUGCGCGCGCGCGCUCGUCUGCACUCCAGUGCUUUUAUUUGGCCAUAUAGCAUUCAUUUCAGUUUCGUGGUAUCUUCUAGUGCAAUGUGUAUCAUCACUACUCAAAAUGUUGUAUGUAAACUAUACGAUAUCAAGCCGCCAGUUAUUUGCGCUUGUGUAUUUCAGAUACGUCCUCUACUCCUCAGCAGAUCGCGGACCUAAAGCCCCUGGCAUAAGUACUUUCCCCUUGCAACUUGCGCUCUACAAAGCUCCAUUUCCGUUGGUACGGCGAGAAUCGAAGCCAG
This is a messenger RNA of Suillus bovinus, 3486 nucleotides long. Its product is annotated as fungal-specific transcription factor domain-containing protein. Gene Ontology annotation, molecular function: zinc ion binding; DNA binding; DNA-binding transcription factor activity, RNA polymerase II-specific. Gene Ontology annotation, biological process: DNA-templated transcription; regulation of DNA-templated transcription. The transcript is spliced from 13 exons. Bases 199 to 3201 code for a protein of 1000 amino acids. NCBI's taxonomy places the organism in Eukaryota, Fungi, Basidiomycota, Agaricomycetes, Boletales, Suillaceae. The record is from RefSeq and is a predicted model, not a curated record.